Anopheles coustani is the source of this 1512-nucleotide messenger RNA. RefSeq names its product alpha-tocopherol transfer protein-like. The transcript is spliced from 3 exons. Bases 4 to 945 code for a protein of 313 amino acids. Gene Ontology annotation, cellular component: membrane. Lineage: Eukaryota; Metazoa; Arthropoda; Insecta; Diptera; Culicidae. The record is from RefSeq and is a predicted model, not a curated record. Gene Ontology annotation, molecular function: phosphatidylinositol bisphosphate binding.
ACGAUGCUGUCCGAAGUGGAGGAGCUGCCCUCGGUGCAGCUUGGCGAUUACGUGCUGCGCUUCGAGCUGGAAGAUUUGACACCGUUCGGCAAGGAGGUGGCCCAGAAUGAGCUACGGGAGACACCCGAAACACGUGUUGCCGCCAUCGAGGAGCUGCGGACGUUACUCAAAGGAGUUGAAGGUCUGGUAGUCCCGCUCGACAAUGACGACUGGAUGAUUCGCUUCCUUCGUCCUUGCAAGUUCUACGCCAAGAGUGCAUGUGAACUGAUUCAGCGAUACUAUCAAUUCAAGAUCAAGCACUGGGACAUGUACAACGAACUAAUGCCAUCGAAGGAGGCCAACAUCUUCAAGCAGAACAUCCUGGCUGUGUUUCCCAACCGUGACCAGCUUGGACGCCGUGUGCUACUGCUGGAGCUGGGCAAAAACUGGAAGCACAAGGAAGUGUCGCUAGACGAGGUGUUUAAGGGGUGCGUGCUGUUCCUGGAAGCGGCUAUGCUCGAGCCCGAGACGCAAGUGCACGGUGCGGUAGUUAUCUUCGACAUGGACGGACUAACGCUCCAGCAAGCCUGGCAGUUUACGCCUCCGUUCGCCAAACGUAUCGUCGACUGGCUGCAGGACGCCGUCCCGCUACGGAUCAAGGGAAUCCACAUCAUUAACCAGCCAAAGAUCUUCAACAUGGUGUUCGCCCUGUUCAAGCCGAUCCUGCGUGAGAAGCUGCGCAGUCGCAUCAUCUUCCACGGCACCGACCGGGAGUCGCUGUAUAAGCACAUCUCCAAGGAAUGCCUACCGGCGGCGUACGGCGGAACUGUGGAUGCACCGCGAGUGCAAGGCGAACAGUGGUACGAACUGCUGCUGAAGUGCGACAACGAGUACAAGGAGAUCAACAACUAUGGCUACACGCAGCAGAUCGAGGAAUUGCGCAACAAGAAGAACAAGAAAAAAUGAAUGUAGAAACGGGAGCAUACUCAAGUUAACCAAUGGGAGGAUUAUCCUUCAGCUUACCGUGACAGAAGCGUGCACAUUCACCAUGUGAUGCAGAAUUAUUCCAUCGACACCACAUGUUCACAAAAAGGCACCACCGCUUUAACAAAACCAAGUGCUCAAAAGCUCCCAAUUUCCCACAGGGAUCUCGCAUUACACUCGACGUGGUUUCUGCCAAUAAUCAACCCGCCGAAACAUUGUUUAAAGGGUUCAGGUUUUCACAAUCGCCGGAAUGCACAUUCCGCCCUAGAGCACACAGACAUUAAUGUAAAGCGUAAUCACCGUAAGCUACAUAUUGGGUACAAACGUGAACUUUUUAGCAAGAUAGCAUGCACACAGAGGGCUCGAUUGGUGUAAUAGUAUAGUUUUUCGAUUAAUGGGCGGCGUUUCGAUGCUGCACAGACUCUCUUCGCUUUAGCGUACAGUCGUGAACGGAAGACUGUUUGUGGUUCGUUCAUGUGAGUAAAUCUACUGUUAAGCAUAUUGUAGCUAAGAAUAGAUGGUUAAGAGAGCAAGUAAAUAAACAUGAAA